Agrilus planipennis (emerald ash borer) is the source of this 1925-nucleotide messenger RNA. Its product is annotated as cyclin-L1. Gene Ontology annotation, cellular component: nucleus. Gene Ontology annotation, biological process: regulation of transcription by RNA polymerase II. The record is from RefSeq and is a predicted model, not a curated record. Gene Ontology annotation, molecular function: cyclin-dependent protein serine/threonine kinase regulator activity. The transcript has 7 exons. The coding region runs from base 94 to 1617 and encodes 507 amino acids. NCBI's taxonomy places the organism in Eukaryota, Metazoa, Arthropoda, Insecta, Coleoptera, Buprestidae.
AGUGUGACAAAUAGUCCGACUAAUGAGUCCGACAUUUUGGUGUUGACAAAACGUAGUAAGGACGUUGGAAAAAAUUACUGAAAUAGUGGUGAAAUGGGUUCUAAUAAAAACGAAACUUCAGGAAAUACAGUUAAAAAUAAUACCAAGCCAUAUGGUAAAGUAGUGCUAACGUUAAAAAAUCAAUUAUUGCCUGAAGAAAAGCUUAUCACAACUCCGUCACAAAUUGAUGGUCUAGAUCCUGAAACUGAGACUGAUUUACGCAUUUAUGGGUGCGAAUUAAUACAAACUGCUGGGAUUUUACUUAGAUUACCUCAGGUAGCAAUGGCUACUGGACAAGUGUUGCUUCAACGCUUUUAUUACUCUAAAAGUCUGGUACGCCAUCCUGUUGAACAAACAGCGAUGGCAUGCAUUUGCCUUGCUUCUAAAAUCGAAGAAGCACCAAGGCGUGCUAGAGAUGUUAUCAAUGUAUUCAACCACAUAAGACAAGUCACUGCUAACAAGCCCAUAACGCCCGUCAUUUUGGAUCAGAAUUACAUCCAACUCAAAAAUCAGGUCAUCAAGGCUGAACGAAGGGUCCUGAAGGAACUGGGUUUCUGUGUUCACAUUAAGCAUCCCCACAAAAUCAUCGUAAUGUACCUGCAAGUCCUGGGCUACGAAAAGCACCAACAGUUGAUGCAGUUUUCCUGGAAUUACAUGAACGACUCCCUUCGUACAGAUGUUUUUGUGAGGUAUCAGCCUGAGACAGUGGCGUGCGCCUGUAUCUAUUUGACCGCCAGGAAGCUGAAACUACCGUUGCCAAAGAACCCCGCGUGGUACUCCCUCUUCGGAGUUACCGAGGAAGACAUCAGAGACGUCUGUGUCAGGAUAUUGAAGCUUUACACCAGACCUAAAAUAAAUGUAGAUGCCCUUGAGAAAAAAGUGGAAGAUUUGGUGAAAAAGUACCAAGAGGCUAAAAUAAAGGCUCGUGGAGGAUCAGGGAAUAACACACCUAAUAACAAUAGUCCUUCCAGUCCCAGUUCCCAGAAAACUUCAGGCGCUCAUAACGCAUGGGGUGGUUUCAUAAGGUAUUUUGUGCUCGUUAUCGUUUUAUAUUUGUGUCUUGCCAGUGGAUUUAAUGGAUUUUUUCACGAGUUGUUUUUGUUGUUUAGAAGUCGUGACCGUGAACCGUUAACGCUUAGAUCCAAGUGCUCUNAAACACACAAAAGGGGUAGCUACUCCAGGUCCCGCAGUAACAGUCCCCACAACAAGUCGAGGAAAGGAAGGGAUAAAAGAAGGUCAAGGUCAAUUAGCAACGAGAAAGACUUGAAGAACGAUCGAUAUAUCGAUCGAUACGACAAAAACGAUCGAUACGAUAGAGAUAGGUACGUGAUUAAAGAGGAAAGGGAUAGAGAUAGAUACGACGAGAAGGGCGAGAAGAAGGACAGACACGACAAGGGGGACAAACGAUAUGAAAAAGACAGAGAAGAUAAAUAUAGGGAGGAGAAGUACAGAGAUGAAAAGUACAGGGACGAUAGGGAAAAAUAUGCGAGUAGGGAUGAAAAGGAGAAGUACAAAAAGUCGAAACAUAGGGAAGAAGAGUCUAAGAACAGGGACAGAUCGAAAGACAGGCGGAGAUAGAAGAGAAAGUGUUAUGAAAUGUUGGUUUCUAAAAGAUGAGAUGUUUUAAAUUAGUGCUAUCACGUUGACGAUUUUGUUAGUGUGUGUUUUUUUUAAGUUAGUGGAUUUUUUAGGAUUCUUUUAUACCUAAAGCGGAAGCAAAAUGGAAAGCCUAUUGUCUUAAGCAUAAAAAAUGACUUGUAAUUUUUGUAAAAUAAUUUAUAAUGGGGACCGUUUAACGUCGAAUUUGUUUGUACUGCUGGUCUCGAAAAGAAUUACCUGUAAAUAGCUGUGUAUAUAUUAAUGAUAUUAAAUUUUAUUUUAUACGU